CGAAAUCUAAAUACAUCCUUUUUUGAUCCUGCGGGAGGAGGGGAUCCAAUUUUACAUCUACAUUUAUUUUGCUUCUUUGAACAUCCGGAGGUUUACAUAUUAAUCUUACCAAGAUUUGGUAUAAUUUCCCACAUUAUUAGCCAAGAAAGAGGAAAAAAGGAAGCCUUUGGUACCUUAGGAAUAAUUUACACAAUAUUAGCUAUUGGAUUAUUAGGAUUUGUUAAUGAAAUCAAAACCUUCCCUCUGCACAACAUGCUUAUUCAGAACUUCCUAUUUUAUCUAAUUACUAAUAUGGCAGAACAGUGCGAUGAAUUUAAGCUACAU
This is a messenger RNA of Gryllus bimaculatus (two-spotted cricket), 324 nucleotides long. The record is from the annotation of a GenBank genome assembly. NCBI's taxonomy places the organism in Eukaryota, Metazoa, Arthropoda, Insecta, Orthoptera, Gryllidae.